GCUAUUUGAUACGUUCACUUCAAAAUGUAUACUACCAGGCAGCUCGUCAGCGUUGUACUCGCUUUGCAAGUUAUCCUCAUCGCAGUGGGGCAAACGCCAACUUAUGGCUUCAUAAUUGGCAAUGUAACUACCAACGUCGAGGACUACAUACUCGAUAAUCGUCGUCAAUAUAAUGCCACACUACAAAGUUAUGAGGAUCAACUAAAUACCAUCCCGGUGAACCUUGAGUUAGAAUUGAGCGUGCUUGACAAACAAAAGGCACUUUUCCUGCGCACAAUACAGGAAACCAAUGAGUACUGGGCCUACCCGCCAAGUACUGUGUACAGCAAUAUCGCAAAGAGGUGCCAUCUGCCAACAUUAUCAAGGCGAAUAUUGAAAGCUGUAUACCUACUUCACCCUACUAUGCGAACGACAUUAUAAGUUCGGCACUUAGAUACUACACCCUUCUGAGGAAGUACUACGAAACCGACUUGAAUAAUGAUCUCAACGCUUGCGCAAAAACAAAUGCCAAUUCUUCAUUGAAUUACACGCUCUGCGUUACAUCAGUGAUUUCCAAAGUUAACACCUACACACAUACUAAUCGCGCAAACUUUGACCCGGCCAUGCAGACGGCACGUUGCAGUCUCGAGGAACACAUCGAUACUGCUGUGACCUGUACCUACACGCAAUACAACUCGAUUUUGACUUCGAUCGGCGCCGCCACACGCUUAAUUGAUGAAUGUCUCUCUGAUUUUCUGGAGGAAGGGAAUGGUAUUGGUAAUGGUAAUGGUAAUGCCAGUAACAACAAUACAAUUAGCUUUGCCAGUUGUCCGAAUGUGAUCUAUGUAGAGGUGAAGGACUCGGAUGAACAGGCUAGAUCUUUAAGCAACCCUCUCGCCGGCUUGAACAGUACUUUGAGUUGCGUGGAAAUAAGAUUUGUGCAAUCGUCGUAAAACUUAGAGCAAAUUCGAAAUAAAAUCCAUAUACGAGUAAAUGGCAACAUAAUUUUGUUUAGUGCUUCGAGAGACCUUUCGUUUGUUUAAAA
This is a messenger RNA of Ceratitis capitata (Mediterranean fruit fly), 1024 nucleotides long. RefSeq lists its product as uncharacterized. The transcript is spliced from 2 exons. Lineage: Eukaryota; Metazoa; Arthropoda; Insecta; Diptera; Tephritidae. The record is from RefSeq and is a predicted model, not a curated record. Bases 603 to 932 code for a protein of 109 amino acids.